UUUCGAAAUCACAUUCAGUUGAGAAUCGUAUCAGAAACCAUCUGGUUGCAAGCAAGUGUACACUUUCUGCAAAGGAAAAGUAGGUCGCGCAGUGGAAAAGUUGGGCACGAAAAGCCAAGUUCGAUAUUGACUAAAGAUACUUCAAUAAUUUUUAAAGACGAGGGAGAAAAGUGUUAGAAGUGAAAGACGAAUUAAUGACAAAAUGAAGUUGCUGAGCCCUAUCAUUUUGAUUGGUGUCGUAUUAGUGGUUCGCUUCCACCAGGUUGUGGGAUAUAGCAUUCCAGGAUCGGAAACACUUACCGAGAAUACAGAGAAAGGAGUGCCUGAAGUUCUGCAAGCUGAGGAUGUGGACAGCCAGGACGGAGGCGACCGAAUCAAACGGCAAUCGUACGACUAUGAAAGCGACGUUGUCUACUCUCCAUACUAUGGAUAUGGCUAUUAUAUAUUCCCAAGGGCAUUUCCUGAUGAUGAUAUUCGGCGAGAAUACAAGCCCCUUGUAAGAUACCACUCUUCAAAGACCCACAAGCGGAAGAAGUUGUUCGUCCCAAACCUUUUCGGUUGAACACUUCUGUGAAGAUGCACGUUUUGAUUAAGAUUUAAGCCGCGCUGUAGAUGCACGGCAUUCAUUUGGAGAGACUGAUAUUUUUAGAAAAUAACUUUCUUUUUGCCGUUUUAUUGUGUUACAUGUUUGCUAGCUUUAGGUUUUUUAUAGAACAUGCAAAUAAUGUUUUACUAUUUGUUAUGUUGCUUAUGCAUAUAUUGUAUUAUAGAUUUGUAUAUUAUAUUAAAAGCUUUAAUAAAGCACGCAAUUUAUUUACGAAUUCA
Messenger RNA from Hermetia illucens (black soldier fly), 825 nucleotides. RefSeq lists its product as uncharacterized. The record is from RefSeq and is a predicted model, not a curated record. NCBI's taxonomy places the organism in Eukaryota, Metazoa, Arthropoda, Insecta, Diptera, Stratiomyidae. Bases 203 to 562 code for a protein of 119 amino acids. The transcript has 2 exons.